Myripristis murdjan (pinecone soldierfish) is the source of this 1675-nucleotide messenger RNA. RefSeq names its product ubiquitin conjugating enzyme E2 M (gene ube2m). Bases 237 to 794 code for a protein of 185 amino acids. The transcript is spliced from 6 exons. The record is from RefSeq and is a predicted model, not a curated record. Lineage: Eukaryota; Metazoa; Chordata; Actinopteri; Holocentriformes; Holocentridae.
CCACACACACUUUGCCCCGGCCUCUCCUCUCCUGCUGGCUAACAGGCUAGCCUAGCUCCGCGGCUACAGCAGUCAGUCUUCCCCACAGUGUAAUUAGUUGAGACGCACCGGCUCCAACAACAUUACGGUGCUGUAGACUGAUCUAGCUCCUCACAAAAUUCAAAGACGGGGAAACAACUAGGCCACGUACAUCGAAGGGACAUAAAGAUAGGUAUUCAAUUAUCCAACAACUGAAGAUGAUUAAGCUCUUUUCCCUGAAGCAGCAGAAGAAAGACGAGGAAUCUGCUGGAGGAAACAGAACAGGAGCCGGGGGGAAAAAAGCGAGCGCGGCCCAGCUUCGAAUACAGAAAGACAUCAAUGAGCUGAACCUGCCAAAGACGUGUGAGAUCAACUUCCCUGACGAUGAUGACCUGCUCAACUUCAGACUCAUCAUCUCACCAGACGAGGGCUUUUACAAAGGCGGAAAGUUCGUCUUCAGCUUUAAGGUAGGACAGGGUUACCCUCAUGACCCCCCUAAGGUAAAGUGUGAGACGAUGGUGUAUCACCCCAACAUUGACUUGGAAGGAAACGUCUGCCUAAAUAUCUUAAGAGAGGACUGGAAGCCUGUGUUGACAAUAAACUCCAUCAUCUAUGGCCUACAGUAUCUAUUUCUAGAGCCUAACCCAGAGGAUCCAUUGAACAAGGAGGCGGCAGAGGUCUUGCAGACAAACCGGCGGCUUUUCGAGCAGAACGUCCAGCGCUCACUGCGGGGGGGCUACGUGGGCGCCACCUACUUCGAGAGGUGUCUUAAAUAACUGGCGUCCCACCGGCCCCACCAGCCCACCCCUCGAUCCCAACACAUACACACACACACACACACACACACAUACACACACAUACACCCCUUCCCUCCUCCACACACUCCCUAAACCUUUACUACUCUGCCCUGCUCGCCAGCAGCAGCCACAAAGCAGAAAGCAGCACGCCACAAGACGCUUUUCUGUUUGAAAACUAAAAAAAAAAAAAAAGAAGAAGAAACCCCCCCUCCCCUCCCUCCUUCCCUCCCUCUCUCUGACCCACCUACCUCUCCUCCCCUGUAUUUCUCUCUGUUUUUCUUCCAAGAAGCAUUCUACCGUUUACACACCGCCGGGGACGCCGACCCACAACACACACCUGACUGACUCGAAACGAUGGCCGCUGGCCGCUGGCUGAUGGGAUGAGGAUUGCGGGGUGGGUGGGGGGCAGGGAGGUGAUGGGGGAGGUGAGGAAGAGGAGGUAGAUGGAGGAGGCAGGUGUGGAUGGUCAGUGAAUGUUGCCUGGGUGAGACGAUAAUUCGGUAAAAAUGCCACUACGCUGAUGAUGGUGAUGAAUAUACCCAUGAUUUUUUUUUUUUUUUUUUUUUUUUAAGUUUCCUUUUUGUGUGUGUGUGUGUGUGUGUGCACGUGUGUGUGUGUGUGAGAGAGAGAGAAGAGACGCCAACUGACCCACCCACUGACAGACACGCACACACACACACACACACACACACACACACACACUUACAAACAUGCCUCUCUCUCUCCUUUUCUACUUAAAGACUCGCUGGUGUUUUAUGUAUGUAUGUAUGUUCAGAGCAUUCAGCGAGCACUCUUGAACGGGAGAGGUCGAAACUUGAUUCACUGCACACACACACACACACACACACACACACACACAC